Molecule: messenger RNA, 1188 nt
Organism: Ailuropoda melanoleuca (giant panda)
Lineage: Eukaryota; Metazoa; Chordata; Mammalia; Carnivora; Ursidae
Gene: BCL2L12
Product: BCL2 like 12
Exons: 8
Coding region: 144-1157 (337 amino acids)
Biological process (GO): regulation of extrinsic apoptotic signaling pathway
Source: RefSeq, a predicted model, not a curated record
CGCCUCUCCCACAAUAGGGCCGUCGCCAACCCGGCCCAGUGCGCAGGCGCGGGAAAGUUGAACUAAGAAAAGUUUAUGCACGUUCAGUGAAGGAGGAGGCGGUGGCGGCUCCGGCCCCAGCUCCCUCUUUCAUAGGUGCCCCCAUGGCGGGCUCGGAAGAGCUGGGCCUCCGGGAGGACACGGUGAGAGUCCUAGCUGCCUUCUUUAGGCGAGGUGAGGCUGCCGGGUCCCCCAUUCCAACCCCACCCAGGAGUCCUGCCCAGGAGGAGCCAACAGAUUUCCUGAGCCGCCUUCGAAGAUGUCUUCCCUGCCCCCUGGGGCGAGGAGCAGUUCCCCCUGAAUCCCCUCGGCCUUGCUCCCUGCCCCUCCGCCCAUGCUAUGUUUCAGAGCCUGGCCCAGCUACUCCAGAUUUCUAUGCUCUGGUGGCCCAGCGGCUGGAACAGCUGGUCCAAGAGCAACUGAGAUCCCCACCUAGCCCAGAGUUACAGGGAGCCCCACCCACAGAGAAGGAAGCCCUACUGCGGAAGCUGGUGGUCUUGCUGGAGGAAGAGGCAGAAGUCAUCAAUCAGAAGCUGGCCUCGGACCCGGCCCUGCGCGGAAAGCUGGCCCGCCUCUCCGCGGGCUCCUUCGCCCGCCUAGUGGAGCUGUUCUCCAGCCGGGAGGACAGCCCUCUUCCCAGCCGCCCACGCCCCAACUUGCCCUGCCCUGGGCCCCCGCCGCCUUCCCCGGAGCCCCUGGCCCGUCUGGCCCUGGCCAUGGAGCUGAGUCGCCGCGUGGCCCGGCUGGGGGGCACCCUGGCCGGACUCAGUGUGGAGCACGUGCACAGCUUCGGGCCCUGGAUCCAGGCACACGGGGGCUGGGCACCGUUCACUUACCUGCCUCGUCGCUGUGGGGAUUCAGGGACAGAAAGAUGUAUGCCAUGCUCUCAGGAUGUAACCAUUGCUUCACAGACUGGCAGGAGCUGGCCAGGAGGGCAUCCUGGCCAUUUCACCUGUGGACUUGAACUUACCCCUGGACUGAGAUCUUCCUCAGAAGCUGCUACAAGAUUAGACCUCCUGUCUCUAUGCUCUUUGUGUGCUUUUCCAAGCCUUCCUAUUCCACUCAGGUUUGCAGGGUGGUGGCUGCCUCCCUGUUUUUGCCAAAAAGAAAUUGCUUAACAUUUUUUCAUAUUAAAAACUUGUUCAGGUA